Molecule: messenger RNA, 1311 nt
Organism: Penicillium alfredii
Lineage: Eukaryota; Fungi; Ascomycota; Eurotiomycetes; Eurotiales; Aspergillaceae
Product: phosphatase PAP2 family protein
Exons: 2
Coding region: 1-1311 (436 amino acids)
Biological process (GO): inositol phosphoceramide metabolic process; sphingolipid biosynthetic process
Cellular component (GO): inositol phosphoceramide synthase complex
Molecular function (GO): inositol phosphoceramide synthase activity
Source: RefSeq, a predicted model, not a curated record
AUGACCGCCUCCUUUCCGUCAUGGAAGGACCGCACACAGAACCAGUUCGGGAAGCUUCAGAUCCAGGUGCCAUGGCGAUCAUUCCAGCUUCUUGUGCCUCAUCGCAUGCGCCGCAAGAUCCGGUCCAAGUUGCGGAGUCGAUUAUCGCCCACCUCGUCCAUCUCGACCCUACAGACCUCGUUCUCGCCCGUCGACACCCUCCGAUCCUUACAGGCCCACCGAUGGACCUUGUAUGACUUCCAGUAUCUGUUGCUGUUGAUCGUCGGCAUCUUCUCUUUGACCGUCAUUCAAUCCCCCGGUCCGCUUGCGAAGACCGCCAUUGCUACCAUGCUCCUCUUCUCCCUACUCCUGCCUAUCACCCGCCAAUUCUUUCUGCCCUUUCUGCCGAUUGCUGGCUGGUUAAUCUUCUUCUACGCGUGCCAGUUCGUUCCCAGCGAUUGGCGGCCUUCCAUCUGGGUGCGGGUGUUGCCGGCUAUGGAAAAUAUCUUGUACGGUGCCAACAUUAGCAACAUCUUAUCCGCUCACCAAAACGUGGCUCUCGAUGUGUUGGCAUGGAUACCAUAUGGGCUCUGCCAUUAUGGGGCUCCCUUUGUCGUCUCUCUUAUCCUAUUCAUCUUCGGGCCGCCAGGCACCACCCCGCUCUAUGCGCGGUCCCUUGGAUAUAUCAGCAUGAUGGCCGUCACCAUCCAGUUGGCGUUUCCCUGCUCGCCUCCAUGGUAUGAGAAUCUGUACGGCCUCGCCCCGGCCGACUACUCGAUGCCCGGAAAUCCCGCCGGUCUGGCUCGCAUCGACAAGCUGCUUGGAAUCGACCUGUACACUUCGGGCUUCCACCAGUCGCCCGUGGUCUUUGGGGCGUUCCCCUCGCUCCAUGCCGCCGAUUCUACGCUGGCAGCUCUGUUCAUGAGCCAUGUCUUCCCGCGUCUCAAGUUCCUCUGGGUUACCUACACCCUAUGGAUGUGGUGGGCCACCAUGUAUCUUUCUCACCACUAUGCCGUGGACCUGGUCUGCGGUGGUCUGCUGGCCACGGUGGCUUUCUACUUUGCCAAGACCCGAUUCCUGCCUCGCAUGCAACUCGACAAGCACUUCCGCUGGGACUAUGACUACGUCGAGAUCGGUGACACCUCGCGCGAGUUUGGUUAUGACCUCGCCAGUUUGGAUGGCGAUUUCAACUUGGACAGCGACGAGUGGACCGUGGGCUCUUCCUCCUCCGUAUCUUCGGGCUCACUCAGCCCCGUGGAUGACCACUACACGUGGGAGAGCGAGACCUUGACCUCGAACCAUUCGGGUCACGACCUCGAGGCUGGACGCUAA